Molecule: messenger RNA, 471 nt
Organism: Helianthus annuus (common sunflower)
Lineage: Eukaryota; Viridiplantae; Streptophyta; Magnoliopsida; Asterales; Asteraceae
Product: probable polygalacturonase At3g15720
Exons: 4
Coding region: 1-471 (156 amino acids)
Biological process (GO): carbohydrate metabolic process
Molecular function (GO): polygalacturonase activity
Source: RefSeq, a predicted model, not a curated record
AUGGCUUUCAAAGGAAUGGGUUUCUUGGUGGUAAUCUUGUUGAGCUUUUGUUACGUUUUGUUUAGCCCGGAAAAUGCAAGUGCGGCUACUUUCGACGUAACAUCUUAUGGUGCAAAAGGCGAUGGGACUACAGACGACUCUCAAGCAUUCCUUCAAGCAUGGGCUGACUUAUGUGGUGAUGCUUCUGCAGACCCAACGUUAAUCAUACCAUCAGGCAUGACAUUUUUAAUAAGCCCGCUGAAAUUCGUUGGUUCGUCAUGCAAAUCCCCUAAUAUAAAUAUCAAGCUUUUGGGCGCUAUCACGGCCCCAAAAACACUCGAUGGAUGGACAGAUUGUAUACAGAGACGGUUUUGGAUAUAUUUCGUAUCUGUUAAAGGACUCACCAUUGAAGGACCUGGCCAAUUUGAUGGGCAGGGCUUGGCCUGGUGGGGAAUAAAGGUUAAGUUUCUUAUUCGAGUUUGGUUUCAUUAA